AUGAAGAGAGACAGCCCGGAUUCUGUCGAUGUGGCAGAAUAUGUUCAUCAAAAAGAGGAAAUUUCAGAAAGACAAGAACAUUUUCUACGAAAAUACUUCCAUCGUGCAUGGCCAAAACGUAUCGUUGCUAUACUGGGUAUACUGCAAUUAGCGAUCAGUUUAGCUUCAUUUGGCGUCGAUCUACCCGUUAUUCUUAUGUAUGCACCACGUUGGCAAGUUCUUUGUGGGGUUUGGAUGUUUAUAUUUGGUCUUAUAGCAUGUAUAAGCACAUUGCAUUCAACUCGAAAAGUAACAUGGAUUAAACUUCAAGUUGCUGUGGCACUGAAUGUUUUGGGUGCAAUAGCCGCAGCUAUAUCGGUUAUUUUUAACAUUAUGUUCGCGUCGAACCCGUACAAUUGUAUAAUUCCCAGUGGUUGCAAUUAUUUAUCGUAUACAUACUCGAAAGGAACCUCCUUUUACAUAGGUGAAAUUAUUCUUGGAAUAGCCUUUAUUGCAACAGUGGCCGUGUAUAUUGUUCUUUUUAUUAAAUACGGUGUGGGUGGCAAAGCACGUUUCGAUAAUAUCCAUCGAGGAUAUGCUCCAGCGAAUUUUAAUCCUGGUGGACCACCGUAUAAUCGUAUGCCAAUGGCACCUAACACAAAACCAAGGCCACCGCCGCCACCAUCACAAUAUUUCAAUCCUCGAUUCGCAGGUCAACAGCCGCGAGGAAUGGCCAGACCACCUGGUCAGAUGAUGGGUGCACCACAAGCUGCAAUGAUGGGACCUAGUGUAAGAGGUCCAAUGCAACAAAAUUACAGGCCACCCGGACCGUAUCCAACGUUGGGACGUAACAAUUAA
Messenger RNA from Adineta ricciae, 837 nucleotides. The record is from the annotation of a GenBank genome assembly. Lineage: Eukaryota; Metazoa; Rotifera; Eurotatoria; Adinetida; Adinetidae.